CAAGUCAGAAAAACAGAGGGGCUUAUUUUCGACGCAUUGUUCAGCUCUUAAUGCGAAAUUACUGCUGAGUGUAUAAAACAAAACAUUCAAGGACGUUGAUGUUGAUGAGGGAUGGGAAUUUUGUAUACAAAUGAAAUUAAAUGUGCGCUUUCUGUGUGUUUUUCAGGUAUGAAUUUGCUUUCCCGAAGACUGAGCCGUCGAGGACUUUGAACAACUCAAAUUCAUGUUUUUUCUUCAAGGUAUGGCAGGGGGACCAGUAGACCCAAGAGAGAUUUUGAAAGGUGUGGAGGCUCUGCUGGGCAAAGAUGGAGAGCUGCGCAGUCUGGAAGGAGUCCCAAAAGUGUUUAGCCUGAUGAAAGCUUCAACUAAGAUGGUCAGUAGAUGUAUGUACCUGAACAUCCUGCUGCAGACGAAGUCCCACGAUGUUCUUAACAGGUUUAUCAGAGUUGGUGGCUACAAGCUGCUUAAUGCCUGGCUCACCUACUCCAAAACCACCAACAACUCUCCUCUACUUCAACAUAAGAAAAAGAAGAAAGAGGAGACUAAGGUGCCUGUGCGUGACAUGAAGGAAAAAGGUGGAGAGGAGGAGAAGAAGGACAAACCCAAAGCUCAUGCACCCAGCCACGCUAAGAUUCGCUCCAUAGGACUGGAAAUCGGAGACCCUCCCAACCCAGCCCCUCCUAAGAAGACGCCAGCUGCCCCUCAGCUGGGUAGCAAGUACAACAUCAAGCCUCCAGUCCUGAAACGACACAGCUCUGGCUCAGGAGAUGCUCCACCUCAGGAGAAAAAGUAUAAACCUCUAAACACACCCUCCAAUUCCGCCAAGGAGAUCAAAGUCAAAAUCAUUCCCGCACAACCCAUGGAGUGCACUGGCUUCCUAGAUGCUCUGAACUCUGCCCCAGUUCCCGGGAUCAAGAUCAAGAAAAAGAAACCUAGUGCUAACAUUACAGCUAGCACCAAGGUGGUCUCCCCCACGACUAACAAGGCAAGCCCGUUCGACAGCAAACCUGUAUAUUCUGCAUCUUCUACAAAACCAGCAUCUCCAGAAAGCGCUGCUUCCAGCACUCCUGCAGAUGAAAACCAGGAACCGGAGCAGCCUGGGACCCCCGUUCCCUCUGAGGACCCAGAGCCCUCUGACAACGGCGAGAAACCAAAUGCUCUGGCAGAGCCACGUGGAGAAGAAGAAAGCUUGACCAAGAAAGGCAAGAAGAAGAAGACGGUUCACUGGGCUGAAGAGGAGCAGCUCAAACACUAUUUUUACUUUGAUCUGGAUGAGACAGAACGAGUCAAUGUCAACAAAAUUAAGGACUUCGGUGAGGCGGCAAAACGAGAGCUAAUGAUGGACCGGCAGACAUUUGAAAUGGCUCGUCGGCUUUCCCACGAUACCAUGGAAGAAAGAGUCCCCUGGACACCCCCAAGACCCCUGACGCUGGCUGGCUGUCUUGUUACUUCAGGUGCAAACAGCACAGAGAAACUCACCCAAAGAGACCGUGAAAUGGGCAUUCUGCAAGAGAUCUUCCUCAGCAAAGAGAGUGUGCCCGACAGUCCACACGAACCAGAUCCAGAGCCGUAUGAACCCAUGCCCCCCCGUCUCAUCCCACUCGAUGAGGUUGUCAACCAGGGUCUGCUGGGACACGGUCCAGGCAUGAACAGCAUGAACACCAUGCACAUGCAGAUGCCCAUGAAUGGCGGCUACCCGCCCAACAGUUCACCCGGUGGUCCUCGGUUUAACCACCCCCCGCCCCCUCACAACCACGGACCACCUUUCAGCGGCGGCGGAGGCCCCCGCAUGAUGGGACCACCGCCAGGUCAGGGGAGAGGAGACGGCAACUACUGGGGAGAUGACUCGAUGAGAGGAGGGCCGCACAGAGGGGGGCACUUUCACCGAGGAGGCCGUGGUCGGGGAGGAGGAGACCCAGGAUUUAGAGGCAGAGGGCGAGGAGGUCCCAGAGGAGGAGGACACAACAAUAUGAACGACAUGUCCAAGAGGCCUGUUUGUCGUCACUUCAUGAUGAAAGGAAGCUGCAGGUACGAGGGCAGCUGUGCUUUCUACCACCCCGGUGUUAACGGACCACCACUGCCCCCCAAAUACCCCGCUAACAACCAACAUAAUCAGCACCCACAGCACGGACACUAGGUGAUGUUGCCAUCAGCCGGGGAAUAACUGAAAGACACUAGAGUAGCCGUUAACGGCGAUCCAAUUAAUGCAGGACGUCUGUCUUUAGACAAUUAUGGAAAGACCAGGAUGGUCUGUCCUGAACUGUGAGCUUGCUGCUGGAGCUGAAGAGUCUGUGACAGGACAAGAAGAGAGAAGACAAGAGAUUGUAAAUGAAUGACUGGACGGCUGUGAGAUGAUCACUGAUGUGACUUUGUUUUUAUCGUGUUCAUUUUUAACAGUGAGAUUGAGCUACCAUGUGUCCCCACUGCGUCUGAGUCGCUGCAGCUCGCUGCCUGUCUGCUUCGUCACUUUCCAAAUCAUUAACAGAGUUGGCCAAAUGAAAAUGUCCAGCUCAGCACACCACUUCAUUUCCUUCUUAUAGUGUUGCUCUCUGGUUUUGUUGCACCAUCAGUAAGAUUUGUACAGAAGAAUUGGAAAUGUUUUCCCUUCCUGCAUGAGACAAAACUUUAGAAAAACUUGGCUUCAUCAAUGAUUUUUGAAAACUGGGCCUGUAAAGAAACAGAACUUAAACCGCCUGAGUUCGCCUACCCCUGAGAAAACUGCUGCUAUGAACUCUGCUGAUCUGAGUCGAUCCUUUGCUUUUGCUUUUCUCCAACAGCAGUGUGUCAUAUGUAAGCAUGGUGGGGCGAUCACAACAUGCUACGCUAUUGUCAGAGCCGCUGCCUGUCACCUCUGUACUCGUCUAAAUCCAGGAGGGUUUGUGUCGUCAGUGUUAAAGAUGGGAACGAGUCCCUCUGUGGGUCGCCUAUAUUAUGUGUUUUCUGUGAAAACAGUCAUUUGUGUCUCUUGUGGGACUGUA
Messenger RNA from Neolamprologus brichardi, 2978 nucleotides. The record is from RefSeq and is a predicted model, not a curated record. NCBI's taxonomy places the organism in Eukaryota, Metazoa, Chordata, Actinopteri, Cichliformes, Cichlidae.